AUGGAAAGUGAGCGGUCUGCCGAUCCAGACCGGGCCAUGCUUCUACCCCAUUGCGAGGAGGAUGACUUGAGCUUCUGGUGCCGACAGCUUUUCAAUGAUGACCAUCCUCAGUCCGUCCUCCCAGACGACUUCUCCUUUGGUUCCUUACCUGACGACCUGUUGUCUUUCGAUUCAUCAUGGCCUACCAUUGGCGAGUACACUGAUCUUACAUGUCAUGGCAACCUUCCUCCCCCGGAUGCUCUCGUCUCUGAAGCCUCCCAACAUCACCAACCUCCUACGACCUCUUCUGUCGCACUAUGUCGCUCCCACGACAACGGCUCAUCGCCCAAGAUCGGUACUCGUUUCUCCAAGGAGGCACUCAAGAUUCUCAAAGACUGGCUGUCCUCUCACAGCGACCAUCCCUACCUCGACGAGGAAGACCGGGAGAUGCUACAGCGUCAGACAGGACUUAACAAAACACAGAUUUCUAACUGGCUUACCAAUGCCCGCCGUCGGCGCAAGGUCCAACGACCGAGGUCUACCUCUCCUUAUGUGCGCAAUACCUGGACCGGCCCUAUCGACAUUCCACGACGUCAGGAUACAUCUGCCUUUCAGAACAAUACAGGCAGCCUGAACCCCCUGGAGCGCUGGGUCGAUUCACCUCCCGAGAGUGAGCCCGCUUCUGUCACCGCGAUCGCUCGUGCCGUGGCCUCGAACUCACACAUUUCCUCGGGGCAAAACACUCCGCGCUCCUUUGCUUCCACCGAUGAUGGAUCGAACCCGUCAGUUCAUAAUGUCUCUUCUGCCAGUAGUGCUGGUACGUCGAGCGGUGCCUCUUUCGGUUCCAUGACAAGGCAGCGCGGCCGCCGCCGAAGGAGACCCGUUACUAAGCGUAAGGAGAAACUCGCUUCAGCUGUACCACUCAAGAAAUUCCAGUGUACGUUCUGCACCGAUACCUUUGGGACUAAGUACGAUUGGCAGCGACAUGAGAAGUCAUUGCACCUCUCUCUGGAACGAUGGAUGUGUGCCCCAAAUGGACCUCGGGUCACGGAUCCCCAGAGCAAUCAGAUCUACUGUGCCUUCUGCGGCGAAAAUGAGCCCAGUGAUGAUCACAUCGAAUCCCAUAACCUCUUGGCUUGUAUGGAGAGGCGGCCUGAAGACAGGACGUUUUAUCGCAAGGAUCACCUCAAUCAACACCUAAGGCUUAUGCAUAAUGCCAAGUUCCUCGACCGGAGUAUGAAGUCCUGGAAGGUCAUAGCUCCUGAUAUCCGAUCACGCUGCGGCUUUUGCGGUAUAGCAAUGCCUAGUUGGUCCAUUCGAGUGGACCAUCUUGCGGAGCAUUUCAGAAAAGGCGUUACAAUGGCUUCCUGGAGGGGAGACUGGGGCUUCGAACCCCCGGUGCUCAAGAUGGUUGAGAACUUUAUCCCUCCGUAUUUGAUCGACAUUGAUCGUCGCUCACCGUUCCCGUACAUCGCAACCGCUGCGAAAGCCGAGACCCCCGAGAGCUCAUACGAGUUUAUGAAUCGGGAACUUGAUCAAGUUACAGCCAGGUCACAGGAGCCACUAACACUAGAGGCCCAAAGUCGGGAGCUGAAUCAAAUUGCACGAAGGCAACCUUGCUCCGAAACGGUUUCAGGAACAGCGGGAGCCUUCUUCUUGACCGACGUCAACUGUUAUCGACGCCUCAAUCGCGAGUUAACUCGCUACGUCACCUCCAUCAUGUCACUCAAUAAUCCGAACUGUCAUGUACCAACGGAUGCCGAGAUUCAGCAUCAGGCGCGGUGUAUAAUCUUCGAUGACGAUGACCCAUGGAAUCAGACCGCUGCCGAUAACGCCGAGUGGCUGCUGCGAUUCAAGCGAGAUGUUGGCAUCUUGCCUUCAGGGCCUGGUCUUCCGCUGGACAUCAAUUCUUGGAGCAUUGUCGACGGUGGCACAGGUUUCGCUCCUCCAUUCGCCUUCCCCAACGAGAAAAUGUUGCACGCUACUUCAUCCUCGCCGUCGUCGUCAAGCGCAGCCACACCAGCCCUGACGUCUCACGGCUCUGACAAGGUUGAAAUAUUCGUCGGGAAUGAGGAAUCGCCCUUUGAGACCAAUCAGGCUUUGCUGGACGGGUAUAUACAGACCUUCUCGUCGCGCUACGACCGCCCCGCUACUGUCUUUUGCUCGCGCGAGCUCGAGAGCAACCUCGUCAGCUUCGUCGAGGCGGAGAUAGCCCGUGGCGCCGGCUUCCCUUCGGAUGAGGCGUUAAGAUUGCGUGGCCGUGAGAUUCUGAGCUGCGAUAAGACAGCAGCUGAUGAUCCUGAUCUGCUUGGAAGAUUUAAGGCGUGGAUGAUGAAACUACGCCAUAAGCAGACGGUGGCCAUGCCUUGUGAUAACAAUAUCGACCUGAAUAACGCGGACAUAGAUAGCCUGUUGGCUGAUGCGAACUUUGAUAUGAUAUUUACAUAA
Fusarium proliferatum ET1 is the source of this 2427-nucleotide messenger RNA. RefSeq lists its product as uncharacterized. The coding region runs from base 1 to 2427 and encodes 808 amino acids. Gene Ontology annotation, molecular function: DNA binding. The record is from RefSeq and is a predicted model, not a curated record. Gene Ontology annotation, biological process: regulation of DNA-templated transcription. The transcript has 3 exons. Lineage: Eukaryota; Fungi; Ascomycota; Sordariomycetes; Hypocreales; Nectriaceae.